Molecule: messenger RNA, 654 nt
Organism: Podospora anserina S mat+
Lineage: Eukaryota; Fungi; Ascomycota; Sordariomycetes; Sordariales; Podosporaceae
Exons: 2
Coding region: 1-654 (217 amino acids)
Source: RefSeq, a predicted model, not a curated record
AUGGAUAGAUCACCUAACACCCGGGACUCAGGUCCACCAGAUAACUGUAACCCAGUCCCCAGAAGCAUCUUCUUCCGGAUCUUUGCCUUCAGCUAUUCCGGAGCUUUGCGCUAUCACACCGUCCAGCCAAUGCAUUGCAUCCAGCGCAACCAAAACCUUCGCGAGGACAAGGAUGGAGUCAUCGCAACACUGGUUCGUUUCCGUAAGACUAAAUCAGAGGAGUUGAGAUUUGUUCAAGGAGCAGCAGCGCUGUCCGGAGCAGCAGUAAUAGGCGUCUUCUCCUGGCCCUCGACAGAAAGAACAAUCUGGGUGGCCAAGAUGCUCUGGAACUGGAGUUUAUUUCUCUCCUUCUUUGCACUGAUCAGCUCGGCGCACCAACGGCUUCUUCGUCGUCUUCCCGAGAACUCGAGUGACGAGCUCAGCGAUGCCGACCUGGCGAUAUGCCUCUGUUUAUUCCUGCAACCUCCUGCCCCGCCAGGGCCAGGGGAUAGGAUGUUCCAUCGGGGGAUCAGUCGCAAGAUGGUCUGGUUUUGGCAGUGCCCGACUAUGCUCAUGAGCUAUUCUUGGGUUUUAUUCUUGGUUGGGUACGCGAUACAUUUGUUGACGCCGGUUUUUGAUGCUUCCCUGGCGGAGUUUACAACAAUCGUGAGUUGA